Molecule: messenger RNA, 798 nt
Organism: Paramisgurnus dabryanus
Lineage: Eukaryota; Metazoa; Chordata; Actinopteri; Cypriniformes; Cobitidae
Product: sialoadhesin-like
Source: RefSeq, a predicted model, not a curated record
GACACAUUAAUAUCUAAACUCCUGUAAAUAACAGAAUCAAAAUGUUACAAAUUAUUCUGCUUCUCCUGCCUGGUGUUAUCAGUGCUGAUUGGAGUGUGAAUCACCCUACAUCAAUCUGUGGAGUGCGAGGGUCCCAUGUCACUAUUCCCUGUAACUUUACAUAUCCAACGAACAAAACUUUACAAGUUACCAAGGUGUUAUGGUGCUCAUACAGAAAUGAGACAAACAAAAAUUGUGACACUCAAGGGCCGCAUGUUUAUAAUAGUUCACACACAAACAUUCAAAACAACUUUCAGUACACUGGUAAUAACAUUUCAAAUUGUUCUUUGUUGAUCAGUAAUAUUCAUUUAACAAGUUCUGGAGUGUAUUUAUUCAGAUUUAUAACCAAUUGGCCAGGGGGAUUUUGGUCAUCUAAACAAGGAGCAGAAGUUACAGUCAAAGAUUUAAAAGUGUCCAUGAUCAAGUUAGGAGACAAUGAAAACAUAACAGUUGGAGACUCUUUGAAUUUAACAUGCAAUGUGUCCUGCCCUGGUCAUGUACCAGAGCUUCAAUGGUUUAAGGAUCAUAAGACAAUACCAGAUACAGGCCCCAUCCUCACCUUCACUAAUGUGACUCCUGAAGACUCUGGGAAUUACUCUUGUUCUUUAAAAAACUUUAAAUCAAGUGAAUCAGAACAAAUCAGACUGUAUGUUGAAGACACUUCUGGGCAUACAACAUUGUUUUGGGUUGGGAUUAUUGGAGCGUGUUUAUUUUCAAUUAUUUUCAUUAUUGCGGCUGUGAUACUCAUAACAAGGUGAG